Molecule: messenger RNA, 818 nt
Organism: Symbiodinium sp. CCMP2592
Lineage: Eukaryota; Dinophyceae; Suessiales; Symbiodiniaceae
Source: the annotation of a GenBank genome assembly
AUGCAGCAAAGUCUGUUGGAUGCGAUUCCGAAGGAUAUGGGCAGGCCCUGGGAGGACCCCAAACCCGAGGCGGGUGAGCGAACAAUCGCUCAGGCACUUCGAGGCCUCGGGCAGACCUCCUACGAGCUGCCAGAGUGGAAGAAGCUCUACAUCGGCAAGUCCGUGUCCUACGGCCAGAAGUCGGUAAAGCCGAUCAAGGAACAGAGAGAGAGCCUGCCGAUCUUCAAGCUACGAAAUGAGCUUCUCCAAGCCAUUCAUGACAACAAGGUGCUGAUCGUGAUCGGCGAGACGGGGAGUGGCAAAACCACUCAGAUCACUCAGUACAUGGCCGAGGCGGGUUACACCUCCCGCGGCGUCAUCGGCUGCACCCAGCCAAGACGUGUGGCGGCCAUGUCCGUUGCCAAGCGCGUGUCGGAGGAGUACGGGUGCCGGCUUGGCCAAGAGGUGGGUUAUGCCAUCCGUUUCGAGGAUCAGACAGGGCCCGACACUCUGAUCAAGUACAUGACAGACGGUAUGCUUCUUCGUGAGAUCCUCUCUGACGAUCAAGUCAGCAAGUACUCGGUCAUCAUGUUGGAUGAGGCGCACGAGAGGACCAUCUCCACCGACGUCCUCUUCGGCUUGCUGAAAGCAGCGGUGAGGAAGAGACCAGAGCUGAAGCUCAUCGUCACCUCGGCCACGUUGGAUGCGGAGAAGUUCUCGACUUACUUCUUCAACUCCCACAUCUUCACCAUCCCUGGAAGGACUUUCCCCGUGGAGAUCCUCUAUUCCAAGGAUCCUGAGCAGGACUACGUCGAGGCGGCGCUGAUGACCGUGCUGCA